GGGUCUGGAAAAGGGGGAUGGGAUGUGGGUGUGAAGGGAUGCAGCCCCCCCAAAAGAAAUCGAGGUGAAACUGAAAUGCCUACCAAUGAUGGUCCAAUGCAAAACCUGAGAAGAAAGAGAGGGAUAAAGGACAAGCAUAUAUUUGUCUAAAAAACGGGAAAAGGAAAAAAAAGCCAUGAAAAAUCGAGGCAAAAACAUAUACGUUGAGGUCUAACCACGAACGAUAAAGGUGGAAGAAAGGAGUUUUCUGCCUGCAACACCCAAGCACUAAGCUCAUUUCCUUAAUAAACGAAGAGCUAUUGGAAACCUACAAGGGACAGACAAAGGCAAACCAAAAAAAGGGGGCAAAAGAGACCGCAAGUCAGAGGACAAUACAAAUGGCUGGAAGAAUCAUGACUUGACUCGGCAUAGCAAAACGCCAACCUGAGAUACCGGGUGAAGGUGGUUUAUGGCAGUGCGCUGAAUCGCAUGCUGUCACCCACCGUUGCGCGAAAUCUACUGCGUAGAAUAGCGAGAAAUUGCGAGGGGAGUGAGCAGGUAGAUUACCAAGCCUGCCUCUCAUAGAAGAAAUUCCUGUCACCGGAAAAAAUAACGGGGUAUCGCUGCCGCAAAGGACCUAGACCGUAAUAGAUGCGAUGAAAUAAAACACGUUGCUGAAGUUUGUACAAACGGAAUGUUGUUGCUUCCGAGUGUACAGUGACAUUUUCCUGAGGCAGUGCGACCUGUGAUACCAUAACAGGCAGAAGGCUCCAGCAGACGAGAAUCCAGCUGUUCCCUACCACGUCUGGCACUGAAGAGAUUCGCAGAGAUGUAAAGUGACGCUACCAGAGGAGAGCUCCAGUUGGAUCUUCCGCAGGUGGUGCCCUCUGGCCCAGGGCCUCUCUUGUCUUGCACUCUGGACAUUCAGCACUGGAGAAUUCUUUGCUUUCUCUCUGUCACAUGACGGCACACAGCCUGCAGAAGACCCAGGGAGAAGGCAUCGUCCCUACCCAUAUCUGAACAGAGGAAGGGAGACCCCAACAGCUGGGUGACUCGCUUGCCAACGUGGGAGAAAAAGACUUACUGAAGAAUUCCUCACUCUUGCUGACAGAGUGAUUGGUGAUUAAGGCCAUCUGGGAGGAGCUGCUGAGAGAACUGUUCUUAUAAGCCGCAGGAAUCUAUAUUUAACUAUAUAGCCACAUUUUUGACAUUGGGCUCUUGUUUGGGGGCAACCCACGAGUCCCCAACCAUCUGGAAGAACUAACAGGAAAGGAGUGAAAGCCAGGACUCAACCACAGCUUCAGGACCUGAACGAGGCUUCUUCCAAGAUCAGCAUCUGAGCCUGUGAAUCUGUAACAGUUGCUACGUCCAGCCACUAGAUGGUGGUAGACAACAAACUUUAAAAAAGCAGAGCCCUUACUCUAUACCCGCCCACUGUGACUCUAAGGAUUGUCGCCUAGCGGUCGGCCUGCGGCAGGAUCCUGAGCCCUCCGCAGCUGUGACAUUCCUGAGUAGGUCGGGGACUGUGUAUCUGAAUCCUGAAUCUGCAAUCAAAAGGCCAGCACCAGAGGUGACCACUCACAGCCUCAAUCUUUCUACAUUUUGCAUUUGCACGAGAGAGUAGAAUUUGACCAGAACUACAAUUGUAUCAGCAGCAGCAUCAGGACAGAGGACAGAGGCACCAGUGAGAGGGGUACUCCUACCACAUUUUACUUAAGAUUACACGUGUUUUCUUUGUGAAGAAACAAUGGCUCUUCUAAAGAUACACGGUUUCGUCCAAAUCCGAAGCAAGAACCGGAGCAAGCACACCCGGGGUUCUCAGUGGAAAGAGGCAGUCAUCGAAACAGUGGAGAGGAAGCAGAAGGCUAGUCUGGUGGUGUCCUUUAAGUUGGAAGGAAGGAGAAGGGUUUUCCCGCUGGGUGGUAAUGUUGCAGGUGUAGUGGUUAGUUAUUGUGAGGCUGGACUGCAUCGUCUGCAUUUAACUCUGAAAGAUGACACGUCCUUACUCAUCGACAAGCUAUCUGCCUUCGAUGUUGAACAGUUGAAGGCUGUCCUGGAUUCUGUCCAUCCAUCUGAAUCCCAACAACUCGAGGAACCAGAGAGGAAUCCGGAUGUUCUUGAAAGCGGCGAUCUAUUUUGCCGGAAGCACCAGGAUACAUUUUGUGGAUCUUUGAAUAUCACACAAGAAAGUGAGACGCUGUUCCCCAUGAAUAUGUCGCUUUCAAUGGCAAACUCCACCAGCGGUUAUGUUGAAGAAGAGAGAACAGAGAAACAGAACAAGAAGCGGAAGACGAUCUCAACAUCCACUGUAGAAUUGAAUGAGGUCUUUCUCAAAGAAAGUAAUACCGAAUCAAGAAAGAAAUCCAAGAGCUACAACUCCAGGAACAAAAGAAACAAAGGAGAGAAGCUGAUGCCUAUAAGAGAUCAGGAAAUGCAUAACAACUGGAAACUUGAGCCGUUAUUCAGUACCAACUCCUGCGGGAAGCUUGACCUAGAUGACACUGUUUUUGCAAGCGGAUCCAAGUUUAGCCAGGAGAUCCCAAUACACAACGAUAUCCAGUCUCCUCUCGAUACUUGCGCAAAGCAACUGACACGUGAAGGCUUCCCCAAUUUGGGAAACACCUGCUACAUGAAUUCCAUCUUACAAUCUGUCUUUGGGAUCCCAACCUUCGCAAAGGACUUGCUCACACAAGGAAUCCCAUGGGAGAAAGUUUCCUGUGAUGAUCUCAUCAAGCCCUUAAGCCAACUUCUUGUCUUGAAAGACAUCAGAGAUGUAGAGAUCAAGGGACAGUUACUCAUAAAUGUGAAGAAAUCCAUUUCCACGGUUGCAGACACAUUCUUGGGCGAUGAACAAAAUGAUGCCCAUGAAUUUUUAAGUCAGUGCUUAGAUCAGUUGAAACUGAACGUGGAGAAACUAAAUGCCAUGUGCUAUACUGAGAGGGAAAACGAAGUUGAGGAUUUUUUUCCAUCCACAUAUGCUGGGACUGCCUCCAACAAAAUGUUUGUUUGUCCUGUCAGUGCUAAUUUUGAAAUAGAGCUGGAUAGCUCUAUUGUUUGUGAAGCCUGUGGUGAGGCGACCUUCAACACCGAAGUGAGUAAUUACCUCUCUGUUGACCUGCACCAAGGGACAAAAGAACACCCUCUGUCGAUUCAGAAGUCACUUGAUCUUUUCUUCACACCUGAAAAAAUUGAGCGCAAUUGUGAGAAGUGCAAGAACAAGAAUUCUGUGCUCAGAUAUACUUUGAGGAGACUCCCAAGGGUCCUUAUCCUUCAUCUGAAACGCUACCACUUUACUGCUAACAGGUUGUUAGUGAAGAGCCAGCAGCCAGUUGAGAUUUCAAAGUAUCUGGAUGUCUCUUCCCAUUGCAAUGAAAACACGAAGCCACCAUUUCCCUUGACCAGUCAGUCCCCUCACGAGGCCUUUGGUGUCCCAAAUGUCUCUGAAGAGAUGAUGCCUGACAUCCUCAGCCAGUCAAUACCAGCCAAGAGGGUGGCUUCAGACUUCAUUGAUUUCACAGUCCUACAGGUUGGAUCCACUGAGGACGCUGAAGUCCAAACCUUGCACAGGAUGUAUGAGGAGCUCAGUGAGGAGCAGUGGCAGAGAGGCCUUGAAAACAGUCCUAAAGUGGAGCCAAAGGCAGUAAAGAGAGAAAACAGGAUGCUCAGCGAGAAGACAUUGCCAGCACCGGACUCAAUGAUGUGCGAACCUAUCAGCAUCCACAUCCCAGGUCUUGCAGAGAUAGGUCUUCAACAGGUCUCCAAGAAUUCAGAAUUCAAGAAGUAUGAGAAAAUUAAUGUAUAUGGAAAGUCAGAUCAUUACACUACUACUGAGAUGUCCAAUUAUUUGUGUGAUCUUAAAGAACAAAACAUCCUGGAUGGAUCUCAAGAAAUUGCUGAACAGCUCCUCCAGAUGCACGGGAGUAGAAUCCACGCGGAAUUGCUGCCUUGGGCAUCACCUCAAAGUGUUCGCAGUACCGAGGAAGACGCAGGAGCCAGGAACACUGAAACUGACUCAAAAAACGCAGCAAUGGGAGCCGAUCCCCAGAACUACAGGCUCGUCGGUGUCGUCAGCCAUUUUGGGAGCUCCCAAGAUUCAGGCCAUUAUGUAAGUGAUGUGUAUGACUUUCAAAGGCAGGCAUGGCUUCUGUACAGUGAUGUCCAAGUGUUCGAGAUCCCAGAGGCCUUGAUUCAGGAGAAUCGGCUUCACACUGGAUACAUUUUUUUUUACAUGCGAAAUGAGAUUUUUGAUUGGCUGUUGAAAAAGGCAUCAGAGUGCAAGUUACUGAACACAUCUCAAGAUGAAAAGAAUACAGAACUUUUUUCCACAUUGCUUAAUGGCUUUACAUACCUUCUAGAAGAAUCCUAAAUUCUACCCAGAAGAAUCACACAGCUCAAGAUUAAAACUCAACAAACAGAACACAGCAAACAAACAAACUUAUUAGGAGAGAAACCCAGACAGCUCUGAUCAGGCGAUGCACCAUUCUCUCUAAGAAGGCCAGAAUGGUGUUUUUUUUCUUUUGUUGGCUGCAUCCCUGGCUGUCCUGGAACUCACUCUGUAGACCAGGCUAUCCUCAAACUCCACCUGCCACUGCCUCCCUAGUGCUGGUAUCAAUGUGUGUAUCACCACCAGCCAGAAAUGAUUUUUUUAAAAAAAUUAUUUAUGUUUAUUUAGUGUGCACUCGUGUUUGCCUGCACAUAAGUCAUCUGUGUGAAAGUGUUGGAUCCUCUGAAGCUGGAGGUACAGGCAGUUGUGAGCUGGCAUGUGGGUGGUGAGAAUUGAACCUAGAUCCUCUGGAAGAGCAGACUGUACUCUUUUCCACUGAGCCAUUUCUGGUAUCAGGAGGAUGACUUUUAAAAUACCAUUCUGAACCAACACAGCGAGGAGCUGGUUAUCGGUCCAAAUAUUAGGGUCCAGCAUCAUAAGCGGUUCAGAAACAGUACUGAUGGACUUAAAAGUUUGAGAAACAGUGUGUGGAAUUUCUCAUUUGUUAGUGUAAAUAUGAAUUGAUUAUGUCACCGAGAGGAUUUUCAUUAUUGUCUGUUUUUCCUAGAUUCAUAGGUACUGUUCUUUUGUCAAUUUAUUAAAACCACUGCCUUCUGUAUGUGUUUGACUCAUUGCUGAUGAAAUUCUCUAGCUGUCAACCAAGUUGUUUAUGCUUCCUUCAGAAUUGCAGGGCAUAACAUCUGGGUUAUAAGCAAAUAAUAGAUAGUUUGGUAAAUUUGAAAAUUCUAAGCCCUCUAAGGGCUCAGUGGGUAAAAAAACCCAGCCACCAAGCCUGGUGACUCUAUUUCUGCAAGUUGUGCUUUGAUCUCUAGAGGAGAUAAUAGAUACAUGUGCAUAUCAACGCAUAAAUAAAUGAGUGAAUAAGGUUUUUAAUGUCACUAUGUUGCUCUGGGUGGCUUGGAACUCUCUAUGUAGAUCAGGCUACCCCCAUUCUCACAGAUUUUUCCCUGCCCAGCCUCCUGAGUGCUGCUAAGUCCACACCACAACAUCUAGCUUAAAGCACUCUGAAUAAAUAUAUAUAGAUAUACUUGUUAGAUUUAAAUUCAGAUUGGCCAUGCUGUGGUGGUGUAAUAUAAAUAUACUUGUUAGAUUUAAAUCCAGAUUGGCCCUGCUGUGGUGAUGCACACCUUUAAUCCCAGCCCUUGGGAUGCAGAGGCAAGUGGAUCACUGAGUUUGAGGCCAACCUAUUCUAGAUAGUGAUUUCCUGGACUGCCAAGGAUAUACAGAGAAAUCCUGUCUUGAAAUCUGUCCCCGCCCCCAAAGAGAGAGAGAGAUGUUAAAUCCCGAUUGAUGUGAUGAUGUGAGAAAAUGUGGUUCAAGGGACAGAGUCUGAGACAGACGGUCCUUCAGGCGAGAGCCCCAUAGAUUAACAGAAACAGCACGGUGGUGUUCUGACGAGAGAGCUUUCAGAUCCUAAGACUAAGCAAGGUCCCCCUUAGUUUCCAAGGGAAGAAAGAGACCCUGUGCCAUGAAGCAAUAGGUUUACUUAAUGCAUAGCCCAUAGUCGAUGCUCACAGCUGGUCACCUCUGAUUUCUGGGCAGCAAGGGGAAGGAAAAACUAGUUGGAGUUUCUGGCUAUGAAGUGUGUAGCCUUAUCUGAGACAUGCCACAUCUAACUCUUUAAAAUAUGAAAAAAACGUAUAGAGUCACUUUCAAGGGUCUACAGAGAUAGUUCAGAAAGUCAGAGCAAGUCAGGAGGUGGUGGCACACACCUUUAUUACCAGUACUCAGGAGGCAGAGGCAGGUAGAUCUCUGAGUUCAAGGCUAGCCUGGUCUAUAAGAGGUAGUUCCAGGACAGGCACCAAAGCUAUACAGAGAAACCCUGUCUUAAAAAACCAAAAAAAAGGGCACUUGGUGUGCAAGCAUGAGGACCCGAGUUCAAAUCCCCAGCACUCAUACAACAAGCUGGUCAUGGCCACAUAUGCCUAUGACACCAGCACUAGGGAGCAGGCAGUGGUGGGUUGUAGAGCUCACUAACUAACCAACCUAGCCAAAUGGUAAAUGUAAGAUUCAGUUGUGGGACACUCAGCAGAGAAGACUGCUCAGACACUGGUUUUAGCCAAUAAAAGUCUUUACUAGCUGGCCGGGGACUACACUGGGUGUUCAGGAUCCCACUGUAAUCCAAAGCCUUUCUCAGGAUGAGCUUUCCAGCACAGAAACCAUGUCAUGGGUUCACACCCCUCAGUUAACAAGAUUUGGCUAGACGCAGAACUACAGUAGCCAAAAAAAACAAGGUUAGGAUUAGAGACUUCCCCUCAACUGCAGACUUGGACAGCUUAGUGUAGAGAGCAAAAGAUCUUGUACAUACAUUCAAGCCCUGGAGUUUCACUACUGGAGAUUUGUGUCUAUGUAUUAUGUAUGCAGUGCUCUGCCUGCAUGUAUCCCUGCAGGCCAGAAGAGGGCGCCAGAUCUCAUUACAGAUGGUUGUGAGCCAUGCUGGGAGUGGAAUGCUGGGAGUGGAACUCAGGACUUCUGGAAGAGCAGGCAGUGCUCGUAAGUGCUGAGCCAUCUCUCCAGGCUCCUUGUCUAUGUCUUUAUGUUUCCUUCUGAAAGCUCUCAGUUAGAUGCUACAACAAUGUAAUAUCUAAAAAGAACAGACUAUUAAUUUAUUAAAUAAUGCAGUUGUUAAAGUGGUCUCGCAAAAAUCAUCCUUUACUGUUGAAGAGUCUAUAGAAAUUACUGUGCCUCUUGAUAAAAUGCGGGUCAAUUGUUUCUCACUAAUAAGAAUUGACAGGGUGCAGUAGCGUGUUACUUGGAUUCUAUAAUUAUCCACAAUUUUCCCUCUUAAGAAUUUUAAAGAUGCAUUGUGGGUGUUUACCUAAAAUUACAUCUAAAAAUUCUUUAGAUUUAGGAUUUUAAAAUAUAAUAGAACCUGCUUCUAAUGCUUCUGUAGAUAAUUCUUUAAAAGGAAAAGGAACAUGUAUUCUAUAUAUGAAUUCCACAGGCUCCUCAGAGAGCGCCCAUCCCAGGUGGUAGAGCUGAAAAGUCUCAGCUUGCUAUAAUACAUAAGCUUUAAUUAGACGUUUCUUAGCCAUUAACUAUUUAAGUGACUUUGCUAUAUUUAAAUGCUGGUGACAGUUUUUUUUUGGAUGGAUUAAGAAAAAUCAAAAUCUUAUAGUCAUAAUGGAUAGCGUUGGGUCCCCAGUUUGCAUAUCCUCACCCCAGAUUGUUAUCCUGAAAAAAUAUUAUGGCUUAAUAUUAACUGAUCUCAUGUAUAAAUUAGCACAUUGAGGAGAUACUCUUUAUCUCAAGAUUUGUAGGUUCAAUGGAUAUGGGUAAAAUUCUGUAAAAUCUUAACAAAAAUUUAGCUUAAAACUCAUACUAAAAGACUGAUAGUUAAAUCUAUUAAUAACAUAAUUUUAGUUUACUUUAGCUUUAUGCAUACAUACACAUAUAUGAUUCAGGUCUUUAAAAAAUUAGGUCUGCUACAUUUCAGCAUAUAAAAUAGAUACAUUUUUAAUACCAGUCACAUAGUUUGCCUCCAUCUUAGCUGAUGUCUCAUCAGGAUAAAAAGUCCAUGUGCCUGGUUGCCAUCUUUCCUAAGGUUAAAAACCACAGUCCACACAAUUUACCACUUUCUUAAAGUGACCAUGUGGCAUCAACCAACUAAGACAACACUCCUAAUACUUAGGCUCACUAAGCCUUCUGUUUAUUAUUAUUCCUUUUAGACUAAAGAAACAAUGACAAAUCUCCAAGAUAUUUUGGAUUACAAUGGUUUUUAUAUGAUAAGUUCCUAAGGUUGUGAAGGUAGACUCAGGUUAACAAAAAUCGAUUUAGAAAUGUUUGUCUAAAACCGUGUAAUCCUAAUCUUAUAAAAGCUACUAACUUGUUGUAAACUGUUAAAGAUAGUUAAGACACACAAAAUAAUGGUCAAUCACCUUAUAAAUGACUGAAUGUUUUAAUGUGCUCAAAACUAAGUUUAUAGUCAUAGUAAAUACAUUUAAAAAGAAACUUUGACCUUCUAUAUGUUUUCAAUAUUGAGGUUAAAGUUAAUAACUAAAAACAAAGUUUGAUUAAAGUCAGGUAUAUUUCCUAGAUGGUUACAUCUUUCAAUCAUGUAUCCAUUCAAUAACACACUAGCAGCAUUAACAAAAUAAGAAAUCUUCUCUUUUAUUACUAAAGCUCCAAUUUUAAAUUUAUUUUUUGUACAACUUAACAGGUUUUAAAAUGAGAAUGUAAACAGACUUAGGGUGGAUUAAAAAAUAAAAGUAAAUUAAAAUUAAAAAGUUUUUAAAAAUAUUUCUUCUAAAUAAUCCCAUGGCUCCACAAUACAAAUACAGUUCUAUACUUCUCAUAUUGACUUGGAGACCAUAGGAAAUUAAACCAAAUUACAGUGAAGAAAAAAUAGACUAGUUUAAAGUUUUUUAUAUAAAACUAUUUUGGUACAGUUUAGAAGUCUGUUCCCUCACACCGCCUCCAGUGUGAACACUGCCUAUGUAGUCAAACUGAAGCCACAAACGAGUGGGAGCCGCUACGCCUUCCUGCCGCUCACACCUUUGCUUUUGUUCACACUAUCAACCUCUUCUGAACUUUCUUGUUUACAUAAAAACCCUUGAUUGUUUUCUCUUUCAGGUUUUUCUGUGUUUAUUUCUUCAGUACUUACCUAAUAGAAGAUUCUUAAACUCAAAAUUAAAUUUGCACUAAAUUUUAAAAAGCUAAAUCUUUUCACCUUAAGUUGGAAUCUUUUAAAAAAAAUUAAUGACCACUGUUGAAAUUAAAUGCAUCCUUGGUCUGAUAUAUAAUCAGAUACUGACAAAAGAGAUUGAAAAACAGCCCACAAAAGUCUAAUGUUUAUCAAAGCCUUUUAACACAGUAUAAAGACAUCCGUUUACGCGCAGCUUCUAGGACAUAAUGAUUGGACAUGCACUGGACACCCGAAGCUCUGGCUGUCUGUGUCCGGGACGUUCUCUGCUACAUGUGCUAAACCUCACUGCGGACAAGUGCCUCUCCCUAACAAUCAACUAUAAAGCACAGCAGCUACAGACAUGACGUGAGGCCCUCAAAUCUGCAGAAAAUACUAUUAUAUCUCAUCUAGAGCUUGACUUGGUCAAAUAAUUUGAUACACGUCCUUCCCAGGACUCUCAUGACUGAAUGUUAUUUAAUGUUCUGCUUAAACUACUGAAUAAUUUAAGAAAUUUUUAAUAUAAAUCUUGUUAUUAAGAUCCAUUACUAUAUACAAGGUAAAGUUGUUAUAAAACACUAUCACUUAACUAACAAAUUCUAAACUAUUAAAAAGGGGUAAGAGACUAUAUCUACUUUCUGAUAUGUUAUACUACAUUUAGUUAUGUUAGCUUUAGACUUUUUUCUUCCUUAUUUUUUUUUUUUUGGUUUAUUUGAGACAGGCUUUCUCUGUAAUAGUCCUAGAUGUCCUGGAACUCAAUCUGUAGACCAGGUUGGCCUGGAGCUCACAGAGAUCCAUCUGUCUCAGCAUCCCAAGUACUAGGAUUAAAGGUGUGCCCCAUCACCUCCCAGUUAGAUUUUGUUUUUAUUUUAAAUGAUAAUCCUUUUUUUUCCUGCUUCCCCAAAGCAUUUUUGCCCUAAAGAAGUCACAACCUAAAGUAAAUGCUGAAUAAAAGAAAGAACCCCCAUUCUGUUAACAUUGAGAUGAGGUCACGUCUUUACAGAAAACUAAACAGUCUCAGCUGGCUCCUGAUCCGAAGCAUCCAGCUAGGGCAUCUAGAGACCACUGGACAAAUGAGACAUCUGAAGGCAGACAACACACCGUCAAAAGGAGACGCCCAAGAGAAAGAGUAAACUGGUGCCUUAGGGCAGCAUCAGCGUCUAACUCAUCAAGCUGAGACUCUGAGGAAACAGAGACCCUGUGUGACUGCCCUAAAACGUGAAUCUGUCGUAUUUACCGACGAUCCUGCUAGCUAAUUCUUAGCUCACAAAUGCAGACUCCACACAUCUGUUUUCCGGGGAUUAAAGGCACAUCUGUGGUAGGAGACAGUCUGAUACUGAUUUGCCACGCUAAGGAUUGCGUGUAUGAUUAUUAAAACUACUAAUAUUACAGAAAAUUAUUAAAGAAAUCAACUAAGAGAUGGAUGAACUGAGGACCACAGUUGUAGGAAAUAGAGCUACUGCCAGGCGGUGGUGGCACACGCCUUUAAUCCCAGCAAUCGGGAGGCAGAGGCAGGCGGAUCUCUGUGAGUUCGAGGCCAACCUGGUCUACAAAGCUAGUGCCAGGAUAGGCUCCAAAGCUACACAGAGAAGCCCUGUCUCAAAAAAAAAAAAAAUUAAAAAAAAUAAAAUAAAUUAAAAAAAGAAAUAGAGCUAGUAUAGAUUAUUUGUUGCUGAAGCAUAACCUUGGUUGCCAACAAUUUCCUGGCCUGUGUUGUUGCUUUAAUGUGUCAGAUUCUUCUUUCACUACUGAUGACCAAAUUAAUGGUUUGUACAAAGUUAUAGAUAAACUCUCCCAAGUGACCUAUGAAUGGCCCUCAUGGCCAAGAACAUUUUCCCCUUUCCUUGGUCCUCUGUUAGUUAUUCUUGUAAUUCUCUUGUGCUUGCCUAUAUUAACUAAAGUACCAUAGAGGCAAUGCAUUCAAUCAUGUCCCCCAUUACAACCGCUAUUUUUUCCUUUAAAAACUUAGAAUUGGGGAGAUGUAGAGAGCAAAACCCCUGUGCACACAGAUGAGCACUGGAGAAGCCAGAAAAUUUAAACACCCAGCUUACCUCUUCAAUGGAAUGAGGUGCACAGCUGCUCUUCCUGGCACGCUAGGAAUGAUGGCGUUUUACAACCUGGUGAUCCUUUGCUGUCUGAUGAGACAGGCUCUGCCCUGAUCUCCCAGAAUUUAGGUUUUUACCUAAAUUCUUACCCAGGACCUUUCCCCUAAAUCUUGAGCAUUGCUUUUAGAGUGAAGUCUCUUGUGGUUUACAACAGUCUAUGUGACUUCUGUGUUUUCUUCUGGUCAACCCAAUCCUGACACCCACCAGUGUUAUGUUUGCCCCAGUCAAGAUCCCUAGAGUCCUAGACCCUAAAAUUUGGGUACUAUCUCUGAGUCAACAGUACCCAUUCUUGUGAGAAAAAAAAAGAAAAAAAAAGAAAACCUAAAUGUUCUUUGAAAAGAAUCUGUGUAAAAAUGUCUUAAAUUGUUAUACACUUGGAACUGAGUUAAUUGUUAUCUGAACUUAUUUCUUUUCAGAAACUGUGCUGUGUAUAAAUAUGGCUGAAGUAAAAUGAUCUAGACCAGACUCUAGAAGUACUGGUCCGG
Messenger RNA from Chionomys nivalis (European snow vole), 11694 nucleotides. RefSeq names its product ubiquitin carboxyl-terminal hydrolase 29-like. Gene Ontology annotation, biological process: protein deubiquitination; G1/S transition of mitotic cell cycle. Gene Ontology annotation, molecular function: cysteine-type deubiquitinase activity; cysteine-type endopeptidase activity. The coding region runs from base 1727 to 4345 and encodes 872 amino acids. NCBI's taxonomy places the organism in Eukaryota, Metazoa, Chordata, Mammalia, Rodentia, Cricetidae. Gene Ontology annotation, cellular component: nucleus; cytosol. The record is from RefSeq and is a predicted model, not a curated record. The transcript has 9 exons.